GAAUGGGGAGGGAAGAUGAGGGCGGGCUACACCUCGGGCUCGCCGGGAAGCGACAACUGCCCCGGCGGCGGCGGCGGCGUGGAGGAGGCGGCCCGGGCACGACCCAGGAAGGAGCUGCGCAAGGCAGGUGGACGGGCAGGCGGUAAGCAGGAGAUCUGUGGAAAUUGCUCAAUCUUUUGCAAACAAGAUGAAGGAAGGGUUGGCCUCCCUAGACCUUCACAGGACGUUUCCAUGGUGAGCCCUAGAAUGGAGCACUCUGGACCUUCCAAUAAUCUGGACCUAAUGGACUUAAAGGCUGAUGGUGGUGGAAGAGGAGAGUUGAGCUCUGACCCUGGACAACUCUUGGGAGUGGCUCAAGCCUUGCUUACACCUGAAGCCUCAUCUCUCCCUUUCUUCACGUGCCCAGAAAAUGUAGGUUCCUUGCAGGACAGGUUGGAGGAUGUUUGCAGUGGGACAGGAAUAUCGUCUGAGAAACCCCUUCCAGCUUCAGCUCAGCUGCUGAGUGAAGAUCUUCAGUGCCCAGAAAGCCUAAAAACCCAGGACAAGAGUAAUCAUGACACUACUCAGGCCCUCUUCUGGGCCAGUAUCCUUCAAGCUCAGAUGUGUGUCCUGGACCUUCAAGGGGAGAUUGACAGGCAGAAGGAGCCACUGAAGAUUUCCUCCCUGAGUCCUGAGAGAGUGCCAGUGAUGGCCGUAUCUCGGGACUCAGUCGCCUCCUGUGAGCCUCUGUUCCUGGACAGUGAUAGUGGGGAGGAGCCAGAGGAGAGCUUAGAGGGGCAGGAAGAAGAAAGCUCAUCAGAGGAGGAGGAGGAGGUGGAAUAUAUAUUUUACAACAACCCACUCUUUCAGGACAGUCCUCGCCCAACAAGAACCAUCAGUUCUGAAGGAUCAAGCCUCUGGGGCCAUCCAGAGGGAAAGGUUUCCGCAGAGGAGGAUGAGGGCAUCGUUGACAGCGCUCUGGUCUUUAGGGACCGUGGUGAUCACCUGUUUUGUCAGACAUGUGUAGCAACAAGCCCUGAGGCGAUGGAUUUUUGCUCUGAAGUUGAGCCAGGUGCUAGGGAUGACCUGCCUCCAGGCCCUUUCCCAAGCUACCUGCCCCACUGCCGCUCCUUGUCUCCCUUGGUGAUCACAGAAGGGGAUGUGGAAGGUGCCUGCCCUUCAGCGGAGGUCCUGGAGGCCCAAGGCUGCUUCCCAGAGCAGCUGGCCUACAAUCCCUCCAGAGGACUUCUGGAAAGCAAUGCUCUGGGUGAAAGCCACUGCGUGGACUCGCCACCCGCGCAAGGCCUGCUGUUCUCUGCCUCCAGCACUUCCCUCCUGUCGGCUUUGGUGCAAGAGCCACGGGAGACCUGCCCUCCUCCCCAGCCUCCCUCUCCUGCAGAGAUCACCAGGAGUGCUGGCAGCUUCUCAGCCCCUGCUGCAGAGCAGACUCUGUGGCAGGAGAAGUUCAGGCCACAAGUCCCAUCGCUUUCCGGCGCAUGGGCUGGGCAGCCCGAAAGAACUUCCUGUCUGCAGGAGGAAGUCGCGCUGCCAGAUUUGCACUCAGUCUCGCUCGGUGGUGUAGACCGGAAGCUGGAGAGCUCAACGGAGGGGCUCGAGAUGGUGGACUUGGCCCCUGCACAUGGCAACAAAAUCCUGGAAGGCGAGCAGGAGGAGCCUCCUCUGUGCUGCCCUGAAGAGCUCUGGGUGGAGCCCAGCAGCGUGGCGGAGUCUCUGCCUGAGAAGGGGCUGGUGGAACCAGGUGGCGAGCUCUUUGCAAACGGCACUUCUGGGGACCAGGCAGCUGCGCUAAGGCUGGCGAACCGUCUCUAUCACCUGGAUGGGAUCAAGAGGUCACAGGUGGCUGCCUUUCUCCGAAAGAACAAUGACUUCAGCCAGAUGGUCGCCGAGGGGUACCUCUCCUUCUUCCAUUUCAGCAGACAGACUCUGGACCAAGCCCUGAGGUCGUUCCUGAAGGCCUUUGUCCUCACAGGGGAGUCCCAGGAGCGCGAGCGGAUCCUCCGGCAUUUCUCCCAGCGCUAUCACUCCUGCAACCCCGAAGCCUUCAUUAGCCCAGAUGCUGCGCACACACUCACCUGUGCCAUCAUGCUCCUCAACACAGACUUGCAUGGGCAGCAUAUUGGCCGGAGCAUGACCUGCCAGGACUUCCUUGCCAACCUUGAUGGCCUGAACGAUGGCUUGAACUUCCCCAAAGAGCUCUUGAAGGCCCUGUAUUACUCCAUCCGCCAUGAGAAACUGGAAUGGGCUGAGGAUGACGAGGAGCCGGUGGGCAGCCAGACGCUCCAGGCCUCUGCAUCCAGCAGCAGCUUAUCUGGCCAGAAGAAAAGCAACCCUUUCCUGAACCUGCUGCAUGACCCCGGUGCGAAAACGUACCGGCAGGGCCUCCUCUCGCGCAAGGUGCAUGCCGAGGCUGAUGGCAAAAAGACGCCCUGGGGCAAGAGAGGCUGGAAGAUGUUCCAUACGGUGCUGAAGGGGACGGUGCUCUACUUCUUCAAGGACGAGGGCCGGCCGGACGCCUCAGGCUCAGAAGAGCCCAUCGGGGUGCAUCACGCCCUGGCGGAGAAGGCUAGUCAGUACACCAAGCGGCCGCACGUCUUCCGGCUCCAGACAGCUGACUGGCGCAUCUUCCUCUUCCAAGCCCUCACCUCAGAGGAAAUGAGCUCGUGGAUUUCCCGCAUCAACCUCGUGGCUGCCAUGUUCUCCUCCCCACCGUUCCCUGCGGCCGUGGGCUCCCAGCGGAAAUUCGUGCGGCCCAUCCUCCCAACGGUGCCUUGCAAGACCUCCCUGGAGGACCAACACCUUGCCCACGAGAGCUGCAUGGAUAAGGUGUCGGAUGAGCUCCUGGAGCACCAGCGGAACCUUCCGGACAAACGUGGCCGUGGCCGGGACCUGGAGGAGUAUCAGCUCAAGAAAGAGUACUUGCUCUAUGAGAAGCGCCGGUACGAGAUGUAUGUGAGGCUCCUGGAGCUGAAGCUCAGCAGUGCCACGGAGGACCUGGACCAGUGGGAGGCUCGGCUGGGAGAGGCUGCGGAGACCGACCCUGGCCUGCACAAGUCCCAUUCCAGCCCUUCCCUGAAUGUGGAGGGGCUGCCCACGGGCGUCAAGGUGAAGCGGAACAUCUCCGAGCGCAGGACAGUCCGCAAAAUCAUCCCCAGGCGCAACAAGCAUUUGCUGUGACGGUCUCCAGCGCUGCCCUGCCUUGGGACUCACGCCUGGCGUCCUGUGGGGUAGCCGUUGGAGCAGGGAGAACAGGGUGACGUGACGUGACGGGAAGGCGCUGCUCUUCCCCACAAAGGCAGCAAAUGGCACUUGCAGUGCGUGGGCACCAGGUGGCGCCACAGCACACAGGAGAAGGGAGCCCUCCCUGAACCCACCCUCCUCGCUGCUGCGUCCAGAGGCCGCAAUUGGAUCGUCUCUGCGCGGGACUUGGCAGCGGCCACGAGCCAGACCAGCUUCCAACUAUGAGCCUCGGGGAAAGUGUCCUGGCUGAUGUGGGGCUCAGCCUCCCAAGUGCUCAGUUGUGGCCGGUGGAGCUGCGCUCUUGGUGCAAUAAAUGGAGGCAGAGCUUGGACUGCA
This is a messenger RNA of Elgaria multicarinata webbii, 3573 nucleotides long. RefSeq names its product pleckstrin and Sec7 domain containing 4 (gene PSD4). NCBI's taxonomy places the organism in Eukaryota, Metazoa, Chordata, Lepidosauria, Squamata, Anguidae. Gene Ontology annotation, cellular component: ruffle membrane. The transcript is spliced from 16 exons. Gene Ontology annotation, biological process: regulation of ARF protein signal transduction. Gene Ontology annotation, molecular function: phospholipid binding; guanyl-nucleotide exchange factor activity; protein binding. The record is from RefSeq and is a predicted model, not a curated record. The coding region runs from base 16 to 3174 and encodes 1052 amino acids.